AUGGCUUCUGAUGCAGUCUUUGAUCUCAUCCAUAAGCUUUCAGAUGUAAUACAGAAAUUUUUGGCUUCUGAUGCAGUCUCUGAUUUCAUCCAUAAGCUUUCAGAUGCAAUACAGGAUUUCAUCCAUAAGUCUUCACAUGCAGUACAUAAAUUUAUGGCUUCUGAUGCAGUCUCUGAUUUCAUCUACAAGCUUUCAGAUUUAAUAAAGAAACUUAUGACUUCUGACGCAGUCUCUCAUUUCAUCCAUAAGUUUUCAGAUGUAAUAAAGAAUUUUAUGGCUUCUGAUGCAGUCUCUGAUAUCAAUAAGCUUUCAGAUGUAAUUCAGAAAUUUAUGGCUUCUGAUGCAGUCUCUGAUUUCAUCCACAAGCUUUCAAAUGUAAUACACGAUUUCAUCCAUAAGUCCUUAGAUGCAAUACAGAAAUUUAUGACUUCUGAUGCAGUCUCUGAUUUCGUCCACGAGCUUUCGGAUAUAAUACAAAAAUCUAUGGCUUCUGAUGCAGCGUUGGUCAAAUGGUUUAACAAUGUUAUAGCACCAUCUAAGGGUGAGGGAAGGAAGAUCAAUAGAGUGUCAGGAGGAAGAAGACUGAAACGGUUUGAGCUUGAGAAACAGAGGGUGCAUUCGAAAUUUAUGGCUUCCGAUGCAGUCCCUGAUUUCAUUUCAACCGUUUUUCAUAAGCUUUUAGAACUAGUAAAGAAAGCUAUGGCUUCUGAUGCAGUGUCUGAUUUCAUCCAUAAACUUUCAGAGCUAAUAAAGAAAGUUAUGGCUUCUGAUGCGGUCUCUGUUUUCAUCCAUAAGCUUUCAGAUGUAACACAGACAUUUAUGGCUUCUGAUGCAGUGUUAUAUGUGGUCAAUUGGUUUAAGAAAGAUAACGUUAUUUCUAUUGUUGCAGUGGUAGUGGUAGCUCUCCUGAUUCAUAGUUUCUGCAAAUGUCUUACUAAGACGAAAACUGCAGGUAAAACAAUGAAAGCACCAGGGAAGAAUUUUCGCAUACCAAGAAAAGAGUUUGAAGCAAAUCCUUCUGGUUAUUUCAGGAAGUUGCGCAACAAAUAG
Messenger RNA from Dovyalis caffra, 1050 nucleotides. Lineage: Eukaryota; Viridiplantae; Streptophyta; Magnoliopsida; Malpighiales; Salicaceae. The record is from the annotation of a GenBank genome assembly.